Molecule: messenger RNA, 2002 nt
Organism: Orcinus orca (killer whale)
Lineage: Eukaryota; Metazoa; Chordata; Mammalia; Artiodactyla; Delphinidae
Gene: ERAS
Product: ES cell expressed Ras
Exons: 2
Coding region: 1081-1959 (292 amino acids)
Biological process (GO): Ras protein signal transduction
Cellular component (GO): plasma membrane
Molecular function (GO): GTPase activity; GDP binding; GTP binding
Source: RefSeq, a predicted model, not a curated record
AUGAGUAAUGAAGGAAUGAGGGUGUGGGUCUUUAUCAGGUCAACCCCCUGCUCAUCCAAAAACUAACUGGAAAUAGAGCAAGCAGCUUGGCUGGCUCCAUAAGAGAUUAAAUGGUGGGAAUCUGUGAGAAAAUGAGCUCCUGCCUUAGAAAUAGGAGCCUCACAGCCAGUCCCAGCUACACCCUGGGCUGGGAAGGCAAGAAAACUAUCAUGAAGUGUCUUCAUUAGGCCUCAGUGUCUUCAUCUGUCUUUGUCUUGAUUGGGGGGUGGGGGGUCCAGGUUUAACACACUUGGAUUUGGUCGUCAUGGGUAGCUUCCUGGGGGAAGGAGUGUCUACCACUGACCAAGGGUGGGGAAUUGUGGGAUAAUUUUAGGGUUUUAUUUCUCCCACAUAAUGAGAAUUGCUUCGGCAACUCAAAGGAGUCUGGGCUGAGGUUUCCUGGACUUUUCUUCAUGGCCACCCUCUGACCCCAAGAUGACCACCAGAGCCCCACCCAAUCAAGAAGAGGAGAAUGGGACGGGGAAGGGUCAGCUCAGUCAUCCAUUUUGAAGGAGCAUUGUGGUUGCCCCUGCCCUCACAAAUCCUGCUUACAUUUUAUUGGUCAGAAUUGUGUCACAUGACUGCCAUAGCUGCAAGGGAGUCUACAAAAUGGUGUAGCUUGGAACACGUCCAUCUCAAAUCAGGUUCUUUCUGCCUUUACAAAAUAACCCCUCCUCUGCAACUCUUUCCCUCCAGGACCGGACGCAACUCUCUCCCACGCUACCAAAAAGCCCACUUGAGGCAGCACAAGCUCCAGGGCCUUAGGCCCUCACAAAACAUUUGGCAAAGUCUGGACAUUCAGGUCAAAAAUCUGACACACCCCCCACGCAGUAAAAACACAAAAUCACGUCCCAGGUGGGGCUAAGGUAAGGAAGAGGUGCAGCAGGAUGCACGGGGCACACAGCGGGGGUCAGCGCUCACAGCGCACCCCAAGAAGACCUCCUUUGCGCACACUUGCCUGGCGGGCAGUGACCCAGCACUCACCCCGGGGCGGGGGACAGGGGUGAGCCGGCGGAGGGGUCCAAGAGCGGCUGGCUGCGCAUGCGCACUCCCUCCCCGCCCAUCCCCACCUCGCCCCAUACCCCCAGCUGGGACCAACGUCUCAUUCCCUGUCAGUCCUGUCAGAGCAGCAGAGGGUUCGGGUCCCAGCGCCACUGGCCUUCCCGGGACACAGGGCCUGCUGUCCACAUCUCUUCCCUGAGCUGCCCACUUGGGGCCAUGGCGCUGCCAACAAAGCCUAGCAUGAUUGAUCUGGGCCUGGGCACCUGGAGCCCUAGCUCCCAGGAGCAGAGCCACAGGGCUCGGGCACCCUCCAGGGGUGUUGGCAAGCAGCUGCCUGAGUACAAGGCCGUGGUAGUGGGCGCGAGUGGCGUGGGAAAGAGCGCGCUGACCAUCCAGCUGAACCACCAGUGCUUCGUGGAAGACCACGACCCUACCAUCCAGGAUUCCUACUGGAAGGAGAUGGCCCUGGACCAUGGAGGCUGCAUUCUGAAUGUGCUGGACACGGCGGGGCAGGCCACUCAUCGGGCCCUGCGUGACCAGUGUGUGGCGAUUGGGGAUGGUGUGCUGGGUGUCUUUGCCCUCGAUGACCCCUCGUCUCUAGCCCAGCUGCAGCAGAUGCGAGCCACCUGGGGCCCGCACCACACCCAGCCCCUCGUCCUUGUGGGCAACAAGUGUGACCUUGUGACCACCACCGGAGAUGCUCGUGCUGCUGCUGCAGCCCUCGCAAAGAGCUGGGGAGCCCCUUUUGUGGAGACCUCAGCCAAGACACGCCAAGGUGUGGAGGAGGCCUUUUCCCUGCUCAUCCAUGAGAUCCAAAGAGUCCGGGAGGCCAUGGCAAAGGAGGCCAUGGCAGGGCCAGGUGGGGAUAAAGGCCGGCACCAGAAGGCCAUGUGCCGCUGUGGCUGCUCUGUGGCCUGAAGUUCUUGGUCUAGAAAAGUGGACCCUCCCCCAGACCAGGGUG